GAUCACUACUUCCGUCGCGCACAUUCUGCGAAAGCAAUUCGCUACUUGAAGUUGUCGGAGCGCUUCACCUCAUGAGUUGCAUGAUAUUUCAAAGAGUUAAAUGAGUGCUUCUGCUUCAUCAGCCUCAGCCAUGGAGGACGAAUGGGAGGAAGAGGAGCAGCUGGUCGUGGCGGAACUGUCUGGGAUGAUCAGCUCUGAUUUAAUCUCCAGUCGGCAGGGCGCGUGUAAGAUCGUGGACAUUGACAGCGAGCAGCCCAUGAUGCAGGUGGGUCGCUAUCUGUUCGCCGGGGAAUACGAGGAUGCCAUCGGGACCUGUGUGAUUUUUGAAGAGGACUGCGCAGGUUCUACUUCAGCUCUUAAAUACAAAUGUCACACAAUGAAGAAGCUAAUGCUUCAGCGGACCUUCCUGUCGGAGAGGAAGGAGGACGAGCCCGUCUCCAACCGAAUAGAGGUGCUGGCUCUUCAGGAGGAAGAAUCGUUCGGCAGGAAGAGCGUGGUUUGUCACUACCUGGAUCCCAUAGACACAGAGAAAUCUGUGCUAGACGACUCUAAAGAUUGCGAGGAUCCAGAAAUGAGCGACGAAUCCGCGGAUGAAAUGGAUGAGACUCAGACUUUGGAGAACUCCGCUGAGGAGACGAUGAACGCCAGCAGCUGCUCUCAACUGACCAAUAUACAGGAAGGGGACGAUGGCUCUUAAAAGACCGUUUGAUUUCUGAUAAUGUAUAUACUACAUCGUGUAACGUUUUAGUUUUCUGGUAAAUAAAAGUUAGUUUUGUA
Onychostoma macrolepis is the source of this 777-nucleotide messenger RNA. It is a transcript of the gene gtf3c6, whose product is annotated as general transcription factor IIIC, polypeptide 6, alpha. The coding region runs from base 101 to 697 and encodes 198 amino acids. The transcript has a single exon. The record is from RefSeq and is a predicted model, not a curated record. Gene Ontology annotation, cellular component: transcription factor TFIIIC complex. Lineage: Eukaryota; Metazoa; Chordata; Actinopteri; Cypriniformes; Cyprinidae. Gene Ontology annotation, biological process: transcription by RNA polymerase III.